Malassezia japonica is the source of this 1929-nucleotide messenger RNA. RefSeq names its product phospholipase C. The transcript has a single exon. The record is from RefSeq and is a predicted model, not a curated record. NCBI's taxonomy places the organism in Eukaryota, Fungi, Basidiomycota, Malasseziomycetes, Malasseziales, Malasseziaceae. Bases 1 to 1929 code for a protein of 642 amino acids. Gene Ontology annotation, molecular function: hydrolase activity, acting on ester bonds.
AUGAUGCGCUUGUCCUUUUGGAGCCUAGUAGCGGCUGUGGUAGCGAAUGGCCUGUCCGCUCCGGCGGUUGCGAGCGAACAGGGUCUCAAGGACAUCAAGCACAUCGUUCUGUUCAUGCAGGAGAACCGCGCGUUUGACCACUACUUUGGUACAAUGGAGGGAGUGCGUGGUUUCCAGGACCCUAACGUUCACAUCUCGAAGAAUACGGGCAAGGACGUGUUUCACCAGCCGGUGGACCAGCACAUGAAGAGCCCCAAGCCGCCAAAGGACGUGACGGAGCUCCUUCCUUGGUACCUGAACUACCAGGGCGGUGAGUACUAUGACAAGACUCAGUGCAUGGUAGCUGGUACGAAUGACUGGCGCCAGAACCAUGAGGCGUGGAACAAGGGCGAAAUCGAUCGGUGGGCAACUGCCAACACGCCCUACUCGAUCGGCUACUAUCGCCGCUCGGACCUUCCUAUCCACUUUGGUCUUGCUGGUAACUUUACAGUGGCGGAUACAUACUAUGAAUCGGUGAUUGCGUCGACGGACCCUAACCGUGUUUCUUGGUUCUCGGGCACAAUCAAUGUUGGCAACAGCGCAGUGCAGGGGAACGCACGGAACCUUGGCGGCCCUGUUAUUGACAACAACCGUGAUCCUCGCUGUCUCAAGGCGGACAAUGGUUCCGAAUUUUCGUGCCGUCCUCUGAAGUGGAAGACGGUGCCCGAAUACCUCCAGGAGUCGGGAAUUUCGUUCCAGGUGUACCAGGACUUUGACAACUUUGGCGACAACACGCUCGUUGAAUGGAAACAAUACCAGGAGGCGUCUGCCAAGAAAACGGAUCUGGCCAAGCAUGCCGUUGCGUUCCCCGGUCUUGCCAAAUUUUUCAAGGACGCCGAACAGGGUAACCUGCCCGAGGUAUCCUACAUUGUUGCUCCGAUGCAGCUCUCCGAGCACCCUCCGUUUACUCCGAACGAUGGUGCGUGGAUUCAGCGCAAGGUUGCUGAAGCGGUCAUGCAUGGCAAGAACUGGGAUAAAACCGCACUGAUCUACUCGUAUGACGAGACGGGCGGCUGGGCGGACCACGUCAUGUCGCCCCACCCGCCCAAAGACUCACGGGGCGAAUGGAUGAUCGAUCCUUAUAACAAAUCGCAUGGCAUGGUGCCCACUGGCCCUGGGUUUCGUCUUCCUUUCUAUAUUGUCUCUCCCUGGACCCGUAACGGUGGUGUGUUCACGGAACACUCGUCGCACGAGAGCCAGAUCCUCUUCCUGGAAGAGUGGUCGAAGGCCGUCGGCAAGCCGUUCCACUCGAAGGAGAUCAACGAAUGGCGUCGCAAGCACAUGAGCAACCUUGUCAAGGCCUUCGACUUCUCGCAUGCUGACACGAGCAUGGUCCAGCUCGAGGAAAUCCCCAAGGCAUCUCAGGACGCCGUCACCGGCGCUUACAAUGGCGCGACGAUGUGCCAGCUGCGCCACGUCGGACUUGUACAGCCCAAGGUGCCGUAUGGCAAGCAGAACGAAGAGGAUGCGCUUCGUGUCGAGUCGGGCUACAAGCCGACGCGCGGUGACCUGACGGAAGGUCGCCUCCUCUCGUUCGAAGCUAAUGGCUAUGCAUUGGCUCACGGUGGACACCGCCUUGGCGCCUCCAAGGCACAGGACAGCCACAAUGGCGAGAACCAGCUCUUUGUUAUCUAUUGGCAAGGUUCUGCGCCAAAAGAUAACCGUUUCCUAAUUGGCACCGCCGGCAGCAACCCCCGCUACCUCACCUCCAGCCUCAAAUUUACGUCUAGCCCCAAGAAAGCUACAGAGUACUCGUUUGUCGACCAAGGAAAUGGCCAAGGCUACACCAUUACCGAGACGCACUCGCAGAAGCAGUUGUCCAUCACCAAGGAUGGCUCUGUUGCACAUGCAAACUACGCCACUUUUACGAUCUACAGCGUUACGAAAUAA